Brachypodium distachyon (stiff brome) is the source of this 2451-nucleotide messenger RNA. RefSeq names its product coronatine-insensitive protein homolog 2. Gene Ontology annotation, biological process: SCF-dependent proteasomal ubiquitin-dependent protein catabolic process. Lineage: Eukaryota; Viridiplantae; Streptophyta; Magnoliopsida; Poales; Poaceae. Bases 201 to 1964 code for a protein of 587 amino acids. The record is from RefSeq and is a predicted model, not a curated record. Gene Ontology annotation, cellular component: SCF ubiquitin ligase complex. The transcript is spliced from 3 exons.
CAACACCCGAAGAAAAAGGCCUGUUCGCGUCGUCCGGACGACCGGAACCCCUAAAAUUUCCCCAUUCCAAAUUCCCCAUCCGCUUCUACUCCACACCCCGCCCGCCCCACCACCGCGCCCAACCCCAAUCCGUUGAAAUCCGCGGCGGAGCAGACCGAGACGAGGCAGAUCGGGAGGCGGCGCCGGCGGGCUCCCCUGUUAUGGGCGGCGACCAGCGGCAGCUGGGGAGGACGAUGAGCUUCGGGAUCCCGGACGUGGCGCUAGGGCUGGUGAUGGGGUGCGUGGAGGACCCCUGGGACCGCGACGCCAUCUCGCUCGUGUGUCGCCACUGGAACCGGGUCGACGCGCUCAGCCGGAAGCACGUCACGGUGGCCAUGGCCUACUCCACCACGCCCGACCGCCUCUUCGGUCGCUUCCCAUGCCUCGAGUCCCUCAAGCUUAAGGCCAAGCCCCGGGCCUCCAUGUUCAACCUCAUCCCCGAGGACUGGGGCGGCUCCGCCUCGCCCUGGAUCCGGCAGCUAUCGGCCUCCUUCCAUUUCCUCAAGGUGCUCCACCUCCGCCGGAUGAUUGUGUCCGACGACGACCUCGACGUUCUCGUCCGCGCCAAGGCGCACAUGCUUGUGUCGCUCAAGCUCGACCGAUGCUCCGGCUUCUCCACGCCCUCCCUUGCUCUCCUCGCCCGUUGCUGCAAAAAACUGGAAACAUUGUUCCUUGAAGAAAGCUCGAUUGCUGAGAAAGAAAAUGAUGAAUGGCUUCACGAGCUUGCUACCAGCAAUACUGUCCUUGAGACACUGAAUUUCUUUUUGACGGAUCUCAGAGUGUCACCAGCAUAUCUUGUCCUCCUUGUGCGCAAUUGCCGAAGGCUGAAAACUCUGAAGAUCAGCGACUGCUUCAUGUCUGACCUGGUCGAUUUGUUCCGUACAGCACAAACACUACAAGACUUCGCCGGUGGUUCCUUUGAGGAUCAGGAUCAAGGUGGGGAGAGUAGAAAUUACGGAAACUACUAUUUCCCUCCUUCGCUACACCGCUUGAGUUUGCUCUACAUGGGAACAAAUGAGAUGCAGAUACUAUUUCCAUAUGGUGCUGCAAUCAAGAAGUUAGACCUUCAGUUCACAUUCCUUACCACAGAGGAUCACUGCCAAAUAGUUCAGCGCUGCCCUAAUCUAGAAGUUUUGGAGGUGAGAGAUGUGAUAGGAGAUCGAGGAUUAGAAGUUGUUGCACGGACCUGCAAGAAAUUGCAGAGACUCAGAGUAGAGAGGGGGGAUGAUGACCAAGGAGGUCUUGAGGACGAACAUGGUAGGGUCACACAGGUGGGAUUGAGGGCUGUAGCUGAAGGCUGCCCUGAUUUGGAGUACUGGGCGGUUCAUGUGUCUGACAUUACAAAUGCUGGUCUUGAGGCCAUUGGUUCGUUCAGCAAAAACCUUAACGAUUUCCGACUUGUCCUGCUUGAUAGAGAACUGCAUAUAACUGAAUUGCCCCUUGACAUCGGUGUUCGUGCUUUGCUGAGAGGCUGCACCAAACUCCGGAGGUUUGCAUUCUAUGUGAGACCUGGAGCUUUAUCAGAUGUUGGUCUUUCCUAUGUUGGUGAAUUUAGUAAGACCGUCCGCUACAUGUUGCUUGGGAAUGUUGGGGAAUCUGAUGAUGGACUGCUAGCAUUCUCAAGAGGAUGCCCAAGCUUGCAGAAAUUGGAGCUAAGAAGUUGCUGUUUUAGUGAACGUGCAUUGGCCGUUGCUGCGUUACAGCUCAAGUCACUCAGAUAUCUAUGGGUGCAGGGAUACAAGGCAUCUUCGACUGGCACUGAUCUCAUGGCGAUGGUACGACCCUUUUGGAACAUCGAAUUUAUUGCACCUAAACAAGAUGAGCCUUGCCCAGAGGGCCAGGCACAGAUUCUGGCAUACUACUCUCUGGCCGGGGCGAGGACAGAUUGCCCUCAGUCCGUAAUUCCCCUCUAUCCAUCAGUUUGAAUCUAAAACGUCCACCAGUUUGAGUGUACAUACAUGUUUGAUGCCAGACUGUGAAACCCACGGUACAGUGCAGAUUCUAUAUUGUUCAAAAUAUCUGCAGACCUGGCGUUCCUAUUAUGCUUUCAGUGCAGAUUCCACUGCACGGGACCAAUUACAGAACUGAAAGCUUGAGGAAAAGCGACCCGCUCUCAACUGUCUUCAUAUCUGAGGAACAACAUUUCAGCGUAAGCUUAGCCCAACUGGCCAGCAUGGAUAUGUGUACUAUACCAUUUUGACUGGGCUUGGACACACAUUUUUGUAAUAAUGUACCCAGUUCCAAUGUUUCUUGGCAUUUUUCCUGUUUAGCUUUGCCCCCAUUGUAUUGUUGUUGCUCUAUGAACUACCGUGUUGGAUUAGUUGUUGUACCAUUCAGACUUGUUACGUUUUGUACCAGCCACACGAUGUCCUGGAAUUUUGCUUCGACUUGCCACUGCUUUACCAGUUACGA